AUGGCUUCACAAGAGGAAAAACAAACUCAGCCCUUUACAGACAUCUUUGAUGAAGAUGAAGCUGAAAAAUCCUUUCUGUUGUCCAAGCCCACUUGCCUAAUUGUCCUUGGAAAGCCAGGUUGUGGAAAGAAAACAUUAGCUAAGAAACUAGCACAAAUAUGGAAAUGCAUUUUCAUAGAAGCUUUGGAAGUAAUUCAAACGAAUAUUAAUGAAGAAACAGAAUUUGGGCUUAAGUGUCAAGAAUUACUUUUUAAAGGUCAAAAUAUUCCUGAAGAGCUGGUUACAGAAAUGAUUCUGAAAAAGAUUGAGUCACCGGAAGUUGCUCAUUUUGGUUAUGUUCUCAGUGGAUUUCCUUCACUCUCAGAGGAAUACAUGACGGUUUCACAACAAAUAGAGAAAAUAAAAAAUCUAAAAUUGAAACCGGAUAUCCUGAUUAACAUUAAGUGUUCGGAUUAUGACUUAUGCCAAAGAAUAUCAGGACAAAGGCAACACCCUGAUUCAGGGCAGGUAUAUCAGAGGAACCAGUGGGAUCCUGAUGUUAUUAAAAAACAUAAGAAAGAGAAAGAUAAGCAUGAAGAAAAGAAUGAAGAAGAAGAAGAAGAAGAGCAGGAAGAAGAGACUGCAGAAGAUCCACUUAAGAUGUCAGAAUUUUUGAAUCAGUUAGUGCAGAGGCCUGAAGAUAUUAUUGAAAAUGCAGAGGAAAGAAUUGGAACAUAUAAGGACAUAAUGCUACGUCCUAUAGAAGACUUGAUGGCUGAACAGGAUUGUCAAUAUCUUAUUGAACUGGACGGAAAUCAGCAACCAGAUGAUCUCUUAGUAUCAGUGAUUGUUCGACUUCAAUCUCUGGGUGUACAAAAUGGAGCUCCUAUAACUAGACUUCAAAGUCAAGAAGAAGAAACACUGGAGGGACUGGAAAAU
Messenger RNA from Pterocles gutturalis (yellow-throated sandgrouse), 918 nucleotides. Its product is annotated as adenylate kinase 9-like. Gene Ontology annotation, biological process: AMP phosphorylation. Gene Ontology annotation, molecular function: ATP binding; nucleoside diphosphate kinase activity; AMP kinase activity. The record is from RefSeq and is a predicted model, not a curated record. The transcript is spliced from 9 exons. Lineage: Eukaryota; Metazoa; Chordata; Aves; Pterocliformes; Pteroclidae. Gene Ontology annotation, cellular component: cytoplasm. The annotation marks the transcript as partial.